AACCUGCUACCUACCUGAAGCUGUAACGCCUAAACACUGGUGCCCUGCUCCCCUGCGGCAGCCUGCCUGCUGAACAUCGAUCGAGGGGGGAGAGAAACCCGGUGAGGCUUUUUGGGUUCUCCCCCCUCUGUCUCCCUCUCCCUUCCACACCUGUGCGGCGGCGGCGGCGGCCUCUAGAAUCCAAAGCGAGCUGUACCGAGCAGCCUUAUCUACUCUCAGUCCGCGCGCGGCCACGGCGAAGACCAGAGCAGAGCUGCACCGCCUUCUCCUCUGAUUCUGAGGAAGGAUGGAGGGGAGUAGAGUGGGGGAGCCAUCCCCGGUGGCGGCCGGCGGCGAGGUAGAUCAGACGGCGGCGACCACGGAAUCUCUUCCAAGCAUGGUGAAUCAUGAAUGGGGCAAGGCGGUGUGCAGCGAAGAAUCUAUACAGAAGUGGACGGCGGCCGACGUCUUCCGUCCAGGCGAGCUGGUCGAAUGGCGAGCGCCCGCCAAAGAUGAGGCUCCGUUGCCGUCCGCCAUGGAGGACCAGUUUGUGAUCUUAUCCCUAACGCACAUAAUGUGCGGCCUGAGGAUGGAUGCGAGCGAUUUCCUGGUCAGCGUGCUCGGGCACUACGGCAUCGAGUGGUCUCACCUGACCCCCAACUCGAUUACCGCGCUGAGCAUCUUCGCCCACCUGUGUGAGGCCUACUUGGGUGUGCCACCGACGGUGGAGGUAUUCGCGCACUUCUACAGGCUCUAUCACAAUAAGAAAGGAGAAACAACUACACUCGGGGGUGUCUACUUCCGAUUGAGGGACAAGAUGAAGAGGAACUAUCCUGUGUACUACUUGAAGGCCUCACAGUUUGUGUGGACUUGUCUGUGGUUUUAUGCAAAGACACCGCAGAGCUGCAGAUUGACCUUCAGGGGUGAUGCACUGAAGGAGACAAACAAUUGGAAGGAUGUGUUGCAUCUGUCCCCUGAACAGGAGAAGCAGGUUGUCCAAAUUGGGGAGCUGAGCAACCAAGGCUUGACUGGUGUAGACAUCGUCCACGACUUCCUUAAGCACCGGAUUAGCCCUUUGCGCCGAAGGGCUCAUUUGGCAUGCAACUACAUUGGUCCAACAGAUCCCACCAGGGAUUCGGAUAAAGACCUUUCUGAGGAAGACAUUGAGAGCAAGCUAAGCUACCUUCUAGAUCUUAAGAAGACUGGGCAGAAGGAGCCCCCAAGGAAACAUAAUGUUCCAACCAGCCUUAUUAGAGCAUCAGCUGAUGAGCGAGCCAAUCAACAUCUCGACUUGCUGCAUGUCCUGUCGACUCUCAAAGUCAAGAAGAAAGCAGUUGAGGAGUUGAGAGCUCCAAGAACGAUUAGGGAAUCUUCAUCAUAUAAACCUCUUGCCCCAGCCUCCCCACGAAGAUACACAAGGCAAUCUGCUGUUCCUAGGAAGGUUGUAGGAUCUCCACCUCCUGAAAUUGACUCUUCCCCACUUCGAGACCAUUCAGAUCUAGAAGAUGAGGAGAUUCUAGAAGCUAGAACAACUAUGACAACUGCAUCUUCUCCAAACCGGGGUGUCGAGCAGAAAUCAAUAGAGAAACCUGCUGAGACUGAAAGGGGGAAAAGAGUAUCGCUGGUGAAGCCUAUUUCCUCAAUCAUUGGUGGUAAAAGAAAGGUUUUUGCCUCCCCUUCUGGUUCUCAGAGAAAAGCAAAAUACUCAUUUAUUUCCAUUAUGGCAAAGACCAGGAUGUCAACUUUGGACACUGGUUGCAUAAAAGGGACUUCCUUGGGAAAAGAGGCAGCAGUGGCCCUGCUUCCACAGUCACCAAAAUCGGCUCGACCCUCACCUGCAUCUUCGGUGGAAAAGGGAGAGAAGAGUGCGCUGUUCAUACUCGCUAAUGUGAUCGACCAGAAUAAGGUGGCUGAGGACUCUGUGUCGAAUGUACUCCUUGACCAGUAUGUUAGGGAUUCUCCUCCCAAAGAGGUCGAUCCUGCACAAUCUAUUGCUGAGAGAGUUCAACGCCAGGAAGCCAUUGAGGAAUCAGCUUUCAUUCCGGUACCUAAUUUAGAGGAAAUAAACAAUGAGGCGAUAUGGGAGAGGAUGCAGAAAGUUCAGAGGGAAUAUGUGUCUUUGAGCGAGAAGACCUUGUCUGAGCUUUUAGAACAAGCAAAGAAGCUGGUCAUGGAGAACAAGCGUCUGAAGGAUGAGCACAUAAUGCUGGAACAACAAGUGAAAGACCUCGAAGAAAACAAAAUGCUCUUAACAGACACGAUGAGGAAAGCCGAGCAGGAGGCAUUAAAAAGAAUAGAAGAAAAUACAAAGCUGAAAGAUGAGAUCAGAGACCAGAAGAAGAUGAUCGAUGAGCUGAGUGAGCAGAAUGAGUCAAUCCAAGGAUCCUUGGUCCAAAAAUGCACAGAGGUGAACCGCCUCAAAGAAGAGGCUGCAGUGCUCAUGAAAGACAAGGAAGAGCUGCAAUCACGUGUGUCGCAUGCCAAUGAAAUUCUCAACCUCAUGAGGAGUGCUUUAUGCGAUGGAAAGGGUGAAGGGAGUAGGGCUUCCUGACUUUCUGUAGCAUAUGUGUUUUGAUGACAAGUGGAAAUGAUUGACAGAAGGAAUGUGAUUGGAACUGAAUGUAGACUAUUGAUGCGUAGAACUUCAGAAAUGAUUGACAGAAGGAAUGUGCAUCUAACCCUGGACUAAAGGAUUGAACGUCUGGAGGUAGACAAGGUUGGACUCUUGGAAAGUUGGACUCGUAUGUGUUAAUAGCAUCAGGACUCCUAUUGUCAAGUGUACUGCUGACUUCGUGCUAGGUCUGUAAUUCUUGGUGGUAACAUCUCUUAGUAAGAAUGUCUAGAUCUGUAAUUCCUGGUGAUAAUGGGUAACAGUCUUAGUACAAAUGUCAUCAUCUUCGUGCAGAUAGUUGUUGCAAAAAAUUAA
Messenger RNA from Panicum hallii, 2905 nucleotides. RefSeq lists its product as uncharacterized. Bases 287 to 2530 code for a protein of 747 amino acids. The transcript is spliced from 8 exons. The record is from RefSeq and is a predicted model, not a curated record. NCBI's taxonomy places the organism in Eukaryota, Viridiplantae, Streptophyta, Magnoliopsida, Poales, Poaceae.